AUGUGUACUGCUGUUAAUAGCUGUUCUCCACUCAUCCAUCUGCGUCUUAAAAAUGGUGGUUCAGACGACCCCAAUCUGGAUGACUUGAAUGAUGAUGAGCAAAAUGAAUUAUAUGACCUCAGUCGCAUCGCAAUAUUACCACUCGAUGUUGGCAGUUCAAACAUCGGAGAUGCCUCUGUAGAAUGGACUACAACUCUCCCACCUGGCGAAUUAUGUGAUGCAGUUUGCUUAGUUACUGAAGAGGGUAAUGAUAAAACUGAAAGUCCUGGUUAUGCUGUUGUCGCUACCUCAAAGUGCCUGCUGCGCAUUUUUACCCAACCUUCCCCAUCUUCAUCCGUGGGACAUUCGAGUAAUUUACGUCUGCUUCAGAUAAAUAAGCUAGGUUUGCCACCCAUUAGUCUCUCUGGUCACCACACUGUUGUCUUAGCAAGUCAUCCUAAUAAUCCUAUUUUGGCUGUGGUAACUUGUAAUGUAGUAGGAGAAUUAGAAUGGAGAGUGUUUUACUUGGGAGGAAUUAUGCUCGGAUCCAACCGGACUGCAGCUCCACUAUGGAUGAAAAGUUCCUUAUCUAUCUGGCAACAUUUGCCACUUAGUCCUCCGUUAAAACAUACCUCCCUUGACACUUCAGUAGUUCGCUUAACUUGGUUUGGAUUCUCUGAUACUGGAGGAUUGUUUACAUAUGACUCUAAUGGAGUCGUACGACGCCUUAUUCAUGGCCGUUCGCAAAGACACCCAGAAUUUCAUUGGGUUCCUAUUUGUGAUACAAGAAGUUUAUUAAAGCAAAACAAUAGGCGAACAGAUAAUUAUUUCGUUGUUGGUGUCCUAGAAUCUUGUGAAUCUGUAGAAAAUUUGUCUUCUGAAAAUAAAAAGGAUUUGAAAUCCAAUGUCGUUGGGUUUGGUCAGCUCCAAGCAAUUUACUGUAAAGCCUCAAAAUGGCCAAGAGUUUUUCCACGACCUGUGGUGUCAAAUAUAUCCUUCCGUCUACCUUUAUGUUCAAUGAAUACUGAUCAAAGUGAUUUGGAGGAAAAUUAUCUUCAGUGUGUAAUAAGUGAAGACUGGCCUAUCUGGGGUCCGAAUAUCACUGAUGCAAAUGAAGAUAUAUUGUCACAUUUGUUAUCAUUAAAUACAAAAUCGCUGACCAAGCGCAAGGCCGUUCUGUUACGUCUUUUCGCUCUGGCAGCAAAACUCGAAUCUGACUGGGCUAGCCUCGCAAUCGCUAAUAUGAUGCCAGAUGCAGCAACUGUUCAGCUUGCUAUUAGAUACGCUGGUCGGCUGAGGCGUCAAAACCUUGCACAUCGUUUAGCAGGAGUUGCUUUAGAAAAAGAACGUCGUGUAUCAGAAACUGUUGAAGUUGAUGAUUGGGAUGAUAUACCACAGAGUUCAACAUUUAGAGGGAAGUGUAAUAGAGAUCCUACUACGUUCUCAGGUUAUUCUCCGUCGAACAACCAUAUUCAUUCUCAUUCAAAGACUUCAAGACCUACAAAUGGUUCAGAUUAUCAUGAUGUGGCAGAUAGUUCACUUGUUAGUUCAGGAACUGAUGAUGGCCAUAUUGAUGGUUCGAUUAAUAAUCUACCUCUAGCAGAUUCCGAGUCUUUGUCUCAUUCUGUGUUGACUCCCUCUUCACGAAAUCCAUUCAAAUCUUCUCAUGAACCGAAAGAAUUUGCACCCCGUUCGAUCGCUCAUGGAACUGAACUCUUAGAUGCUUGGACACCUAAGACGACUGCUACAAACACCAAAGUUUCUCAGAAGCCUGAUGUCAACAAAACUCAGAACAACAAAAAGCGUUCACUCUCUUCAUCACAACGAUCUAAAUUACCGAAAAUGAAAUCUGUUGCUAUAGCAGACGCUGAUCAAGAAUUCACUGAUUGGUUUGAAGAAAAUCGAGAUACUUUGGAGGAAAGUUAUCCAGAAGUUUCAGUUGAGGAGCUUGUUCGCAUAGGACAGUCUGAAUACCGUUCUAUAAAAAGUUCAAAAGACGGUGUUUUUGAUGGAAAAGAAAAGGAAAACGUACUACAAAGUAAUACCAAACGUCCAUUAAGUGAAAAUGAUGAUUUAAUUCAGUGUAAUUCCAAUACUACAAAGAGAAGACUAUCUGAAUUUGAGAAUAAUGUAUCUAAGAGAAUGUCGUCAUUCGCAUUCUCUCAGAAUUCUUCAAAAUAAUAAAGAUAACAUAUCUAGUUUCAAUUAAAUAAUGUGGCGUCACAUUUGUAUAUUAUGUUUAGAUCGGUUUAUUGUAUUAAUUGUUAUAGAGCGAUCUCUUCCUUUAAAAAGUGUAGUUUGUAAUAUCAACCCGUUGCAUAUCUCUAAAUUUAUUUCCUUUCGUAAAGUAUUUGCAUACAUUUUUUUUACUAGAAAAUGUAAUGCUUACCCUGGCUUGAAUUUGUAUCGUAUAAACUGCUAUAAAAUACUGUUAUGACUUUUCCUAUCAACUGAUCCUCAAUUUCUAUGCACAGUGUAUACGUAGGUUUAGCACUCUGAGUAAAUCAAUUAACGAAAGC
Messenger RNA from Schistosoma intercalatum, 2498 nucleotides. Lineage: Eukaryota; Metazoa; Platyhelminthes; Trematoda; Strigeidida; Schistosomatidae. The record is from the annotation of a GenBank genome assembly.